GCGAGCCUGCUAAAGCACCAAAUACUCUAGCGUCGUCUCCAUAGCAAGUUCUACUCUACACCUUAUAACUCAUCAUGUCUGGACGCGGCAAAGGUGGUGGCAAAAUCAAGGGCAAGUCAAAGACCCGCUCCAACAGGGCUGGACUCCAGUUCCCCGUCGGACGUAUCCAUCGUCUGCUGAGGAAGGGCAACUACGCCGAGCGAGUGGGCGCCGGUGCUCCGGUCUACCUGGCCGCCGUCAUGGAGUACUUGGCCGCUGAGGUCCUCGAGUUGGCUGGUAACGCCGCUCGCGACAACAAGAAGACGAGAAUCAUUCCCCGUCAUCUUCAGUUAGCCAUCCGCAAUGACGAAGAACUUAACAAACUUCUCUCAGGAGUCACCAUUGCCCAGGGUGGUGUGUUGCCUAACAUUCAGGCUGUUCUUCUUCCCAAGAAGACUGAGAAGAGUUCUUAAACUUGUUUCCCGUAUUCAAUUAAAAAAAAAUCAAUCGGCCCUUUUCAGGGCCAUCA
Messenger RNA from Nasonia vitripennis (jewel wasp), 508 nucleotides. RefSeq names its product histone H2A-like. NCBI's taxonomy places the organism in Eukaryota, Metazoa, Arthropoda, Insecta, Hymenoptera, Pteromalidae. The transcript has a single exon. The coding region runs from base 75 to 452 and encodes 125 amino acids. Gene Ontology annotation, cellular component: nucleosome. The record is from RefSeq and is a predicted model, not a curated record. Gene Ontology annotation, molecular function: DNA binding; protein heterodimerization activity; structural constituent of chromatin.